AUGGAGACUCUCAUCGACGUCCUUUUCCCCAAAGUGCUAGAGGGAGAACCCGUCCACAUCAUCAUAUACGGUAUCGGGGGUUUCAGAACCCAGUGGGCCCCAGACAAUACCCAAGGAAUUAUGGCAAAUUCCUACAUCUCUGAAGAAGCCGUUUUCACGGUCAUUGCCGCACUCUUGGCGGGCUUUGAAAAGCUUGGGUCGCGGGAGAGGCCUCGGAUCGUCAGCAUAGGCACCAUUUCCAUCACCAGACAAAUUUAUCAAUCGUGGAAUCCCCUCGCAGUCAAGGCCAGGCCACUUUACGAAUGGUUUAUGGGCAGACAGGAAGAUUCGGAUCCAAGUCGACGAAAUCCAAUCGAUCGUGACAACAUCUCCAGCGACACGUCCAGCGACACGUCCAGCGACACCAGCAGUGAGCGUACCGCCACACAGCUCAGCUACGACAGAUCUUUCAGUAGUGAGAACGACGAGACCAGCAGCUAUUACGAAAGCAGUGAUGACUCAAGCACCAGUAGUGGGGCGCAAACCGAUACUGAGGCCAGCGAGGCAGAAUCCACGUCGAGCAUGGAAGUUCGGUCUGCCGAUGCCGACAAAUCCGCAAUGGAGGAGGCCAUCCGACACCAUUACCCUUGCUUCAGCUCUUGCCUUAUCGUUCGACCUACACUCCUCACCUACGAUCGACCUUACGGACUCUAG
Colletotrichum navitas is the source of this 693-nucleotide messenger RNA. RefSeq lists its product as uncharacterized. The record is from RefSeq and is a predicted model, not a curated record. NCBI's taxonomy places the organism in Eukaryota, Fungi, Ascomycota, Sordariomycetes, Glomerellales, Glomerellaceae. The coding region runs from base 1 to 693 and encodes 230 amino acids. The transcript has a single exon.